Daktulosphaira vitifoliae (grape phylloxera) is the source of this 2767-nucleotide messenger RNA. RefSeq lists its product as uncharacterized. NCBI's taxonomy places the organism in Eukaryota, Metazoa, Arthropoda, Insecta, Hemiptera, Phylloxeridae. Bases 16 to 2700 code for a protein of 894 amino acids. Gene Ontology annotation, molecular function: flavin adenine dinucleotide binding; NADP binding; N,N-dimethylaniline monooxygenase activity. The transcript is spliced from 15 exons. The record is from RefSeq and is a predicted model, not a curated record.
UUGAAAAACUAAUAAAUGACCAUAGUAAUUUUUUUUCUAUAUGAAUGGUAUAUAGGAAAAAAAAAGUCAGUUGCAAUUAUUGGAGCUGGGGGAGCUGGUUUGCCAGCUAUUAAAUAUUUUUCUGAAGAUCCAUCUUAUGAAUGUGUUGCCUUUGAACAAAACAGUUCAGUUGGUGGAUUAUGGGUGUAUACCGAACAAACCGAUACUAAUGAUUACGGUAUCCCUGUUCAUUCUGCAAUGUACAAGAGCCUAAGAACAAAUUUACCAAAACAAGUUAUGGAAUAUCCAGGGUUUCAUUAUAAAAACGAUGAUGAUUCAUACUCGGAUGGUGAUAUUGUGCAUCAAUAUUUGGAAGAUUACGCAGUACAUUAUGGAUUAAAAAAAUUCAUUAAAUUUAAUCAUCAUACUAAAGAGGUCCGUCCUUUGGAAGGUGGCCGUUGGCGAGUUACAGUCUUGAAUUUGGAAACAAAAGUUGAAGAAAUUAUGGAUUUUGAUCAAAUACUAGUUUGUACCGGUAAUUUUUGUCAUCCACAAAUACCAAAUUUUGAAGGCUUGGAAAAUUUUAAGGGUAUAAAAAUACAUAGUUUUAAAUAUAGAAAACCCUCUAUAUUUAAAGAUAAAAAAGCAGUUGUUGUUGGUUGUGGAUCUUCUGGUCUGGAUAUUGCAUUUGAACUUUCUAGUGUAGCCUCAAAAGUAUAUUUUAGUCACCAUAAUGAUGGAUUAAACAGAUAUCUUGCAGAUAAAACACCUCCAAACCUCUUAUUAAAAGGUGAUAUAAAAAAAAUUGUAGAAGAUGGUGUGUAUUUUGUUGAUGGUUCAUUUGAAACGGCCGAUGUUAUAAUAUUUUGCACAGGUUACAAAUUCAAUUAUCCAUUUUUAACUCCGGAGUGUGGUAUUCAUGUAGAAAAUAAUCACAUUCAGCCAUUGUUUAAGCAUAUAGUCAACAUUGAGCAUCCAACAAUGUGCUUAUUGGGAAUUCCUAUAAAAACAGCUCCAUUUCCAUUGUAUGACUUGCAGGCACGAUUUGCUAAAAAAGUUUUAUCUGGUGCUAAAACUCUUCCCAGUAAAGAAGAUAUGCUAGAAGAUACUCGUAAAGAUGUUGAAGCAAGAUUAGCUAGUGGUGCUCGUCAAAAUGAUCUACACGAUUUGGCUAUUAAAUCUAAAGAUCAUUUUGAUGAUCUAGCUAAUUUUGCAGAUAUCGAGCCCAUACCUACUGUAGUUCUUCGAAUAUUUUGUGAAGCAAUUAUGAGAGUCAGAAAUGAUUAUUUCAACUUCCGAAAAGAUCAUUACAAAAUUGUUGACAAUGUACAUUACAUGGUUAAGUUUGCAAAUGAAGAAAAUGCAAUAACCAAAAAACCAUUAAAAGAAAUGUUGAACUCCAAAAAAUCUGUUUGUAUUGUUGGCGGUGGGCCAGCAGGUUUAGCAGCUUUAAAAAAUUUUGCUGAAUCAGACUCCACGUUUAACUGUACAUUAUAUGAAAAAAUUGACAGUUUAGGAGGAACUUGGGUUUAUACAGAUAAUGUAGAUGUUGAUCAAUAUGGUUUACCUGUGCAUUCGAGUAUGUAUAAAAACCUCAGGACAAACUUGCCCAAAGAAAUCAUGGAACUUUGUGACUUUGAACACAAAAAUGUUGGUAAUCAAUGCUAUUUUCCAAGCAAGUACAUGGAAAAUUAUAUAAAUGAUUUUGCUGAUCAUUUUGAUUUACGAAAAUAUAUUAAGUUACAUCAUCAUGUGGAAAAAAUUAGUCCUGUACAUAAUGAUCAAUGGGAAGUAACAGUACUCGAUCUAGAAAAUAAAAUUAAAAGUAUUAACACUUUUGAUUCAGUCAUUAUCUGUGUUGGUAAUUAUAGUAAUCCUGUUUAUCCAAAAAUAAAAGGCAGAGAAAAAUUUUGUGGAAAAAUAUUACAUAGUCAUAGCUAUAGAGAUGUUGAGUCUUAUAGAGAUAAUAAUGUUGUUGUUGUAGGAUGUGGUGCAUCUGGUUUAGAUAUAUCAUUUGGUGUAUCUAAAGUGGCUAAAAAAGUAUUUCUAAGUCAUCAUAACCCUAAAAUGUUCAACCUAAAUGUACCAUCUAAUUACUUCCAUAAGACAGAUAUCAAAGAACUGGUGGAAGAUGGUGUAAUAUUUGUUGAUGGUUCUUAUGAGCAAGUAGAUGCUGUUAUAUAUUGUACUGGAUACAGCUAUACCUACCCAUUUUUAACACCAGAAUGUCAUAUAAAAAUUGAAAAUAAUGUGAUUAAGACUCUUUUCAAACAUAUGGUUAAUAUUGAGCAUCCAACCAUGGCAUUUAUUGGAGUUCCUAGAAAUACCACAGGAUUUUAUCUGUUUGAUUUCCAAUCAAAAAUAUAUAAAAAAAUCUUAGAAGGGUCAAUGAAGUUACCUUCUAAAGAAGAAAUGUAUAAAAAUACGCACGAAGAAGCUGAAGCUCGACUUGCUAGUGGUCAAAGAGAAAAAGAUUUUCAUCAGCUUGGUAGAACAAAAUGGGCAAUGAAUUAUUACACAUCAGUUACUAACUUAGCUGGAGUUGAACAUCCACCUCCAGUACUACUACAGAUUUAUUUUGAUGGACUCGAAAGACUAAGUCAAGAUUUUUUGAACUUUAGAAAUGAUACUUAUAAAAUUUUAGAUAAAGAGCAUUACACAGUAAAAUAUCAUAAUAGUGAUGAACCUAUAGUAAAAAAACAAGUUUUGUAUACUUUUUAAUUAUGUAAUAAACACCUUAAGUUUUAUUUUAUUUUGUAAAUUGGUUACAUAGUUAUCAUAGAAAAUA